Lichtheimia ornata is the source of this 651-nucleotide messenger RNA. RefSeq lists its product as uncharacterized. The transcript has a single exon. NCBI's taxonomy places the organism in Eukaryota, Fungi, Mucoromycota, Mucoromycetes, Mucorales, Lichtheimiaceae. Bases 1 to 651 code for a protein of 216 amino acids. Gene Ontology annotation, biological process: regulation of DNA-templated transcription. The record is from RefSeq and is a predicted model, not a curated record. Gene Ontology annotation, molecular function: DNA-binding transcription factor activity.
AUGCUAUCAUCAUCAUUAGCAUCUUCUGCUCCUGAUACCACCACCAACAAUCAUCAUCCCAUCAUGUCCAUUUCUUCUCUUUUGGAACCAUCCUCAGAUCAUCAUGCCUCAUCCACUUUUAUGCAGCAGCAAGAUUCUCUUACUACACCACCUCCUCCUCUUUUGCCUCCCAUGGUUUCUCCAUCGUCCACCACAACAACAACAUCCUCUCAUCAUUAUGAAGAUGAUGAAUUGCUACUCCCUCCUCUUGACAAGACUCUUUUCAUGCAACACUCCUCAAGUAGUAGUAGUGGUGGUAGUCGUUCUCCUUCUCCAGAUCCAAGAGAUAGUACGCUUGAAGAACGCCGAAGACGCAACAAGAUAGCUUCUGCAAAGUAUCGGGCUAAACGCAGCCAAGAAAACAAAAACAUGCGCCAAGCUCUAGAACAUUUACGUCGGCAAAACGCUGUUCUACUUCAGGCUUUGAACGAUGUCUAUCGUGACAAAAGCAACAUGGGUGAUGCAGCAGCAGCAGCUGAGCAACAAUCAUCAUGGCCAUUGUUAAACUCUACCUCCGCAGCAGGAGCACAAGAACAUGACGAUGGAAACAUCCAUUGUGCUACAACUUCUACUUGCACGAUCCAUCAUCCAUACCCAAGAAUGUCUCUUUGA